Messenger RNA from Peromyscus californicus insignis, 2600 nucleotides. It is a transcript of the gene Mfrp, whose product is annotated as membrane frizzled-related protein. NCBI's taxonomy places the organism in Eukaryota, Metazoa, Chordata, Mammalia, Rodentia, Cricetidae. The record is from RefSeq and is a predicted model, not a curated record. Gene Ontology annotation, molecular function: protein binding.
UUCCCUCCCCCAUGUGGAGAGAGAGUAGCCUGGAGCCCCAACCAUUCUGCCGAAGGCCACCAGAGAACUGGUCUCUCCUGACAGCCUUGUCCCUCCGAGAGUAAAGGUUGCUUCUUUGAUAGGUAGCUUGUGACCAGGGAGUGAACCCUCAGGGGUCUUGGGCUGUCACAGGAUCUCCAGAAAGCUAUGCAGAAUCUUAAGCCAUGAAGGACUAUUCCGAUGUCAUCCUCCGUCCAGAGGCAACUGAGCUGAGCAAGACAGAGUUCUGCAAUCCUGCUUUCGAUCCUGAAGCAGGGCCUUCUUGCCCUCCACCAGCCUUACAGAAAGAUGCCAGUAGAAGCCUCGAAGCUCCCUGGCAUGCCCAGCGUCUCCGGGGGCUACAGCCGGAUUGUCAUUUCUCCUGGCUCUGUAUCCUGCUGCUCAGUGGUCUGCUGGUCCUGCUCCUGGGGCUGCUGGUGGCUGUCAUCCUGGCUCAGUUCCAGGCUACAUCCCUCCCCAGGACAACUGAGAGCCCACUGCCUGCCCGAGGCCUCACCCCCAAGGGUAGCAUUCCUAGCUCUACUCCUAACACCAGCACCAGCACCAGCACCACCACCACCACCACCACCACCACCACCACCACCUCUCCAGCAGCCCUGAGCCCUACACACCAGACCACCUGCGGAGGCCUCCUUCCUGGUCCAAGGGGUUUCUUCAGCAGCCCCAACUACCCAGACCUUUACCCACCCCAUAGCCACUGUGUCUGGCACAUCCAGGUAGCCGCAGGCCAGACAAUACAGCUCAAGAUUCAAGCCCUCAGCAUAGAAGGUGUGCUCUCCUGUCUUUUUGAUCGCUUGGAAAUUAGCCCAGAGCCUUCAGGUCCACUCCUCAGGGUGUGUGGUAAAACGCCUCCAGCCACGCUGAACACCAACACCAGCCACCUCCGUGUGUCCUUCGUCUCUGAUGACGACGUCGAAGGGUCUGGUUUCCAGGCCUGGUACCAAGCUGUGGCCCCUGGGCACUGGAGCUGUGCCCAUAAUGAGUUCCGCUGUGACCUGCUCCUCUGCCUGAAGCGUGACUUAGUGUGUGAUGGCAUUGCCAACUGUGACGAUGGCAGCGAUGAGGCCAAUUGCAGCGCCGAGACCUUCGGGUGUGGAGGGAAUCUGACUGGGCUCCACGGGGUAUUCUCUACUCCCAACUACCCACAGCACUACCCUCACCAACAGCUUUGCACCUGGUACAUCUCAGUGCCCAUGGGAUACGGCAUAAGACUACAGUUCCACAACUUCAGCCUGGAAGCACAGGCCGAGUGCAAGUUUGACUACGUGGAAGUGUAUGAGACCAGCAGUUCCGGGGCCUUCAGCUUCCUGGGCAGGUUCUGCGGCACAGAGCCACCGCCCCACCUCAUCUCCUCACAGCACCAGCUGGCUGUGAUCUUUAAGACGGAUCUUGGUAUCAGCAGCGGGGGCUUCUUAGCCACCUACCAGGCCACCAAUGCGACAGAGAACCCUUGUGGGCCCAGAGAGUUCUGCCGGCACGGAGGAUGUAGGGAUCUGCAGUGGAUGUGUGACUUAUGGAGAGACUGUGGGGAUGGCAGCAGUGACAACUGCAGCAGUGACUUGUUCCUACAGCCAGACCUGGCCUGUGAACCUGUCCAAGUGGAGAUGUGCCUCGGACUAAGCUACAGUACCACAGCUUUCCCCAACAUCUGGGUGGGCCUGGCCACCCAGGAGGAGGUGGUAGACAUCGUCCGAGGCUACAAGAGUCUGACAAGUCUACCCUGCUACCAGAAUUUCCGGAGGCUCCUUUGCGGGCUGCUUGUACCUCACUGCACCCCACUGGGCACUAUCCUGCCCCCUUGCCGCUCUGUCUGCCAGGAGGCAGAACAACAGUGCCAGUCUAGCCUGGCACUACUGGGCACCCCCUGGCCCUUCAACUGUAACAGGCUUCCUGAGGCGGCUAGCCUGGAUGCUUGUUCCCAGCCCUGACAGGACGCCAGCCCUACCCUGUCUGCCUAUCCUCCUCUACCCAUAUGAGUGGGCAGGGCACCCUCUGUCUGCCCAUCCUCCUCUACCCAUAUGAGUGGGCAGGGCAGGUAGAAAACAAAGGGAAGAGUGACCAGGCACGGGACUCUGCCCAUCCUCUGGUGCUUCCCAAGGAGAAGGACCAGUUCCAACUCGGAUCCUGCCCAGAGCUAAUGGGACUACCCUACCUUCCUUCCCUGCACCUUCCCUGCACUCUUAUUUGCCACGACAGCCCCAGGCAGUGGCCGGGCCCCAUAUUGUGCCAUUGGACAGACUAGAGACUUCCUACCCGAGUCUUUGACCCUGAUUCCUAUCUUCGGCCUCCCCCUUUCCAUUUGAGUAUGUAAGAUCAGUCACCAGACCUUCAGCUUUUCCGUUUAGUCAGCAAAACUGUAUUGAGUGCCUACCGGUGUGGUGGGACCCUAUCCUACCCCUGGGGGUCCAACUGGCUCUCUGCUUUUGGAAUUCUUCACCCUGGGCUCUGCUGAUCCCGUUCUCCACCCUCCACCCCACCCCCACACACUAGCCCUGACCUUGGUCUCUAUCACUGCCCCAUCCCUCCCUCCCUCCAGCUCCUGGGAACUGAAGCCCCAAGAA